AUGUUUCUGACACCAAUUGUCAAGGAUGUUGAUUAUGAUAAGGUAUAUGAGCCAUCUGAGGACUCUUUUUGUUUCCUAGACUGUUUUGAAGAUCAAAAGGAAUUUUUGGAAGAAAGACUUGGGAAGAAGGUAACGCCAUUAUUAGUUGAAAUAGGUACUGGAUCGGGAAUAAUUACAACUUUUUUAUUACAAAACAUUUUACCAGAUGCUGUAUAUAUGGCUACAGAUGUCAAUCCCAGUGCAUGCACUUCGGUAUUGAACACCGUUCGACUAAAUUGUCCACAACGAGCUUGUUUAGUCGAUUCUUUACGAAUGAGUUUAGUUUCGGGUGUGCGCCGAAAUUUGGUGGAUGUUCUUGUUUUCAACCCGCCCUAUGUGCCUGCAACAGAGGUUCCGAAAUACCUGCAAAAAGGCGAUGACGACUCCAAUUGGUUGGACUUGGCAUUAUUGGGGGGUAAAGAUGGGAUGAUAACGACAUGGCAAGUGUUGAACGACCUUGAAGAAAUAUUGAGUUCUCGCGGGGUAGCCUAUAUAUUAUUCUGUGCAAGAAACAAGCCCGAAAACGUCGCAGAGGAGAUGAGACUGAGGGGGUGGCGGGUUGACAUUGUUUUCAAGAGAAAGGCUGGCUGGGAGGUGCUAAGCAUUUUAAGAUUUAUCAAGGUAUAA
This is a messenger RNA of Lodderomyces oxycetoniae, 666 nucleotides long. Its product is annotated as S-adenosylmethionine-dependent methyltransferase. Gene Ontology annotation, cellular component: eRF1 methyltransferase complex. NCBI's taxonomy places the organism in Eukaryota, Fungi, Ascomycota, Pichiomycetes, Serinales, Debaryomycetaceae. Gene Ontology annotation, biological process: methylation. The transcript has a single exon. Bases 1 to 666 code for a protein of 221 amino acids. The record is from RefSeq and is a predicted model, not a curated record. Gene Ontology annotation, molecular function: protein methyltransferase activity; S-adenosylmethionine-dependent methyltransferase activity; nucleic acid binding.